Molecule: messenger RNA, 1117 nt
Organism: Theileria parva strain Muguga
Lineage: Eukaryota; Apicomplexa; Aconoidasida; Piroplasmida; Theileriidae
Gene: DUS1
Product: tRNA-dihydrouridine(16/17) synthase [NAD(P)(+)]
Exons: 11
Coding region: 134-1117 (327 amino acids)
Biological process (GO): tRNA processing
Molecular function (GO): tRNA dihydrouridine synthase activity; flavin adenine dinucleotide binding
Source: RefSeq, a predicted model, not a curated record
AUUGUAGAUUUUUUAUAUAAAAAUGAAGAUUCUAUAUAAAAGUGAAAUAAAAACAUUAUUCGUUUUUUUAUGUAUGUAUUUUAGUCAAUAAUGUAUUUUUAUUCUUGUAAUAUAUAAUUAAUUGUAAUAUAACAUGUUAUCUACUGAACCUUCUGAUUUAUCGAAUGAAAGCAUGGACCCGUGGUCCUUUUGGAAGUCAAUAAAUAGCCCAAAGUUCAUAGUGGCCCCAAUGGUUGAUCAGAGUGAACUCCCAUUUAGGCUACUAUGUAGACGAUACUCUGCCGAUCUGGCAUACACUCCUAUGUUACACGCUAAGAUUUUCUCAGAAAAUGAAAACUAUCGCAAUAUCCACUUCCACACAUCUAGUGAUGAUAAACCAUUAAUUGCUCAAUUUUGCGGAAAUGAUCCAAACGCCUUUAUUUUAGCAUCAUCAUAUAUAAAAAACGAUGUUUCUGCAAUUGAUAUUAACUUAGGAUGCCCACAGGGGAUUGCAAGAAAGGGAAGAUAUGGCUCAUUUUUGCUGGAAUAUCCUCAAUUAAUAAAUGAAAUUGUUAGAAGUCUGACACAAACUGGGAUAAACGUAACUUGCAAAAUUAGAAAAGUAGAAAAGGACUGUUUACAGUCAACAUUAAAUUUGUGCUAUUCACUAGAGGCGAGUGGCUGUAAGGCCUUAACAGUACACGGCAGACAUAGAAGCGAAACUAAAACGAGAAUAAGUGAGUGUGAUUGGGACUCAAUUAAGAUAAUUAAAUCAAAAGUCAAUAUUCCUGUAAUCGCAAAUGGAGGAAUUGAAACCUUUGAAGAUGUUAAAAGAUGUCUAGAAUAUACAGGUGCUGACGCAGUAAUGUCGUCUGAAGCUAUACUUGAGAACCCAUACCUUUUCUCAGGGAAAAUAUAUAAUAACAUUGACAUAUUCGAAGAGUACUUAUCAAUUCUCAAAGGAUCCCCAAGACAAAAAAUCAGCUGUAUCAAAGGUCACGCAUUUAAAAUUCUUUACAAGUACAUUAAUCAGCACCAUGAUAUCAGAACCGCAAUAUCAAACGCUAAUACUAUUAAGAAAUUUGAGAAUAAACGUAGUUUCAAAGACAACACUUUCAUAUCCGGAUACAUGGUAUAG